Oldenlandia corymbosa var. corymbosa is the source of this 1407-nucleotide messenger RNA. Lineage: Eukaryota; Viridiplantae; Streptophyta; Magnoliopsida; Gentianales; Rubiaceae. The record is from the annotation of a GenBank genome assembly.
AUGCCGGAGCUUCCAGAAGUGGAGGCUGCUCGCGCAGCCAUUGCGGAGCAUUGCCUUGGAAAGAAAAUUAUAAAGUCCAUUAUCGCUGACGACACCAAAGUUAUUGAUGGCGUAUCUCCCAAGGACUUUGAAGCUACGUUGACCGGGAAAACAAUCGUCGCCGCUCACCGGAAGGGGAAGAACAUGUGGCUUGAGCUCGAUUCACCUCCCUUCCCGACUUUCCAAUACGGGAUGGCUGGUGCCGUAUAUAUCAAGGGAGUUGCUGUUACAAAAUAUAAGAGGUCAGCUGUAAAAGAUGAUGAUGAAUGGCCUUCCAAGUAUUCCAAAGUUUUUGUUGAACUAAAUGAUGGCUUAGAGUUCUCAUUCACUGACAAGAGGAGGUUUGCUAAAGUUCGUUUGCUUGACAAUCCAGUGGCAGUGCCCCCAAUUUCUGAACUUGGUCCAGAUGCAUUCCUGGAGCCUAUGAGUGUAGAUGAGUUCUUCAAGUCAUUGAGCAAGAAAAAUAUUGGUAUCAAGGCCCUUUUACUUGACCAGGGUUUUAUCUCAGGGAUUGGCAAUUGGAUCGCUGAUGAAGUUCUAUAUCGAGUAAGUAGCUUUAUUAGUGGUGUUGCUGCUUCUGGCCUUAGGAUUGGUGCAAUACGUUUUGAGUUCUGUUCAGAUUUUACUACUGUUGACCAUCUAAACCUUCACGGAGCGAGAAUUCAUCCCCUGCAAAGUGCUUCGAGCAUGUCUAAAGAAACGUGCGAGAGACUACUCAAUUGUAUUCAUGAGGUCAUUGGAAAAGCUGUUGAAGUUGGGGCAGAUAGUAGUCAGUUUCCCACUAAUUGGAUUUUCCAUUCCCGGGAAAAGAAGGGCAAGGCUUUUGUUGAUGGAAAAAAGAUAGAGUUUAUUACAGCUGGUGGCAGGACAACAGCCUAUGUGCCCGAGUUGCAAAAGCUGAGUGGGGUGCAAGCUACAAAAGAACCACAGAAGGGGAAGAGAGCAAAAGGAAGCAAGAACGGUAAAGAUCAUAAAAAUGUUGACGAGGUUGAUGGUCGGGAUGUCAUAGUGAAGACUGGAGAAAAGACUUCAAAAGGAAGGAGUGUUUCUGUUAAGGGAAAAUCCAAAGAUACUCUUAAUAUUAGCCGUAAUGAUGCUGUGAAGGAUAGUGAUAGCAGCUCUGGUGAUGAAGAUCCAAAGAAUACUUCUAGAAAGAAACCUUCUGUGGGAAAUGAGUCCAAGAAGACUACAACAAAAAAGGUUUCUAAAAGAAGGAAGUCUUUGGAAAGUGGUGAUUCUACAGGAGACGAUGAUGAAAAUGAGAAUAAUAGGGAUCACAAGAAAGCCAAGAAAACUAAGAAGAAUAUGAUGAAACAAAAUGUUGAAUCCAAUCAAAAUAGGCGGUCAACGAGGAAGAAGGCACAAUAG